Ochotona curzoniae (black-lipped pika) is the source of this 2496-nucleotide messenger RNA. RefSeq names its product PP2A Aalpha (PPP2R1A) and B55A (PPP2R2A) interacting phosphatase regulator 1 (gene PABIR1). Gene Ontology annotation, biological process: mitotic G2/M transition checkpoint. Bases 128 to 964 code for a protein of 278 amino acids. Lineage: Eukaryota; Metazoa; Chordata; Mammalia; Lagomorpha; Ochotonidae. Gene Ontology annotation, molecular function: protein serine/threonine phosphatase inhibitor activity. Gene Ontology annotation, cellular component: nucleus; cytoplasm. The record is from RefSeq and is a predicted model, not a curated record. The transcript has a single exon.
UGCGCGCGCGGGGCGCGCCUGCGCCGACGGCGGCCCGCUGACAGAUUGGCGGCGGCGGCCCCGGACUGCGGGCAUGGGCGUCCGCGGGCCCUGACGGAGCACCGCCCCCGCCCGCCUGGCCGCCGACAUGGCUCAGGAGAAGAUGGAGCUGGACCUGGAGCUGCCUGCGGGCGCGGCGGAGGGCGGCGGCGGCGGGGCCCUGCGGAGGUCGAACAGCGCCCCCCUGAUCCACGGCCUCAGUGACACCUCGCCCGUGUUCCAGGCCGAGGCGCCGAGCGCCCGCAGGAACAGCACGACGUUCCCGAGCCGCCACGGCCUGCUGCUGCCCGCCUCGCCGGUCCGCAUGCACAGCAGCCGCCUGCACCAGAUCAAGCAGGAGGAGGGCAUGGACCUCAUCAACCGCGAGACGGUGCACGAGCGCGAGGUGCAGACCGCAAUGCAGAUCAGCCACUCGUGGGAGGAAACUUUCAGCCUGAGCGACAACGACGCCGAGAAGGCGGCGUCCCCGAAGCGCGUCGACUUCAUGCCGGUGUCGCCGGCGCCGUCGCCCACCCGCGGCAUCGGGAAGCAGUGCUUCUCGCCCUCCCUGCAGAGUUUCGUGAGCAGCAACGGAUUGCCGCCGAGCCCCAUCCCCAGCCCCACGACCCGGUUCACGACGCGGCGGAGCCAGAGUCCCAUCAACUGCAUCAGACCCAGCGUGCUCGGACCCUUGAAAAGGAAAUGUGAAGCGGAGACUGAGUAUCAGCCAAAGAGGUUCUUCCAGGGCAUCACCAACAUGCUGUCCUCCGACGUGGCCCAGCUGUCAGAUCCCGGCGUGUGCGGCUCGUCCGACACCCUGGACGGGAACGGCAGCAGCGCCGGCUCGUCCUGUAACUCCCCAGCGAAAGUCAGCACCAGCACCGACUCGCCGGCGUCCCCGGCGGCCUCCCCGUUCCUGCCCCUGGAUGAGCUGCCCUCCAAGUGAUUCCCUCGGACUUGGGGCGGGGCUUGGUUAGAGAAACCAAGUUGUUGGAGCAAGCACUGAACUUUGUCAAUUCAUUGGAAGCUGUUUCCUAUAUUUGACUCUCCCCUCCCCUACUUUUGUUUUUUUUUUUUUUUUAAUUUCCUGAAAUGUUAUUCUAGAGACCUUCUGUGUCAGGUUCCUGCGGAUACCCUUGAAUUCAGUGUAGUAAUUUUUGGACGUUUUCCUGUACGUGUGUUGAGGCAUACAUCUUUACGCUGCUAAUAUGUCUAAAUACAUGUGUUGUCCCUUGAUUUUUUUUAAAUAAUUGAGAGCUCUAUUUAUUUAUGGGAUUAUUAAGUUCUGAUGAAAAAUAUAAAUGUUGAAUUAAUCAGCAUAGUAAAGUGAUGUUUUAAGAAUUCCGUAAUCCCUGCACACACUAACUUUAAUGUUAUUUUCAGUGAUUGCCAAUUUCCGUUUGCUAAAGAACAGUAACUUACCUAUUUAUAGCUGUUAAAAACUGUUCGAUAUAUCCUGAAUGUGGAAUCCUUAGGCAGUGGAUUUUCUGGGUUCAGAGAUGGAUAGGAGGGCUGAUCAAAGAACAACUUAGGAAAGUUUGCAACAAGUCUGUUAAGUAUAUGAAAGUAAACAUAUUUAAGAAAAAACAUUUUCUAAUGACAUUUUAAUAGUAAUGCUAGCAGGUCGUACAAAUAUACCUAGUCUACAGAAAAUGAAAAAUUUCUAAUUCUGUGUUCUAACCAGGACGUCUUUUCUCUUGGGUGUAACCCUCAAGGCACUCCGGGACAGUGCCUUGCAGGUGUAAGCUGCUGUAGGUGGCUGAGGUCCGGGUCUAGGGAAUGUGUGGGGAGCCUGUCUGACCUGGGUCGGAGGCAGGCAGAGCUCUGUCCAUUCAUCAGUGUGCUUUAGCACACCCGCUUGUGCCUCGGCUUGAAAAUUCUUGCCAAUGAGUGGCCAGAGCAAAUAGUUUGCGGCUUUUAUUUUACUGUCCAUUUGUCAUCUCCCUGUUUUCCCCCAGAUUGGGAAGAGCUGCUAUUUUCUUACCAGCAGGUCUUUCCUGCCAGCCUUCCACUCAACUAGGGCACCUUUGGAUAGACAAAGGUGCAGUGCGAAUAGGGUUCUUGACAGUGAGCACCAGGAGAAUUGUGACCUGUUGGAACUCCAGUUAAAGCUGGUGCUGGAGCUGAUGACCUUGGAGGUGUCAGUUUGUUAAAAGUUGAUGAUUUGUGCGAGAAAAAUCACCAGAGUCACAGAUAAAGCAUUGUCUAACUUAGGUUUUCUUUAAGGUAGAUUUGUGAAAUGUUUUUCUUUUACAAUGAAAAAAAUGAACAACUUUUUAAAAUUCUAUACUCGCAUAAUACCUCCUGUCUUUCCUUAGCCAUUUAGGUAAAGACAGACACACACAGAAUGGGGUGGGAGAAAUAUCUAAGAGACCAAGGCAAAAGCACCCAAUUAACUUUUCAAAGUUAUUGCCUCCAGAGAUUUUAACAGCGAUGUAGAGUUUUUACAACUAAGAAUAAAUGGAACUGGUCAAGUCU